Messenger RNA from Candoia aspera, 2220 nucleotides. RefSeq names its product zinc finger protein 436-like. Lineage: Eukaryota; Metazoa; Chordata; Lepidosauria; Squamata; Candoiidae. The transcript has 3 exons. The record is from RefSeq and is a predicted model, not a curated record. Bases 151 to 2220 code for a protein of 689 amino acids.
GAGAAUCUGGUCUUGUGGGGAGACAAGAAGCAUCAGGACAACCCCCUCGCCCUGCAGGAAGCAAAGCCCCCAAGCUGGAUGUUUUCCUCCACAUUUGCAGGAAGAGAUGGAGGACCGGAAGUGAAUUAGAACCCUCUGGGGAAAGAGGACAUGUCUUUGGAGCAGGAGGUAGAGAUGUCAGCCUUGGCGCUCCACAGAGUCAUUGUUGACCUGGACAUGAAGCCAGAAAUCAAGAUGGAAAAGCAGGAACUGGAGCCUGAGAGAGAAGCCUGUCUGGCUGGGCAGACCGAGACUGUAUUGGAGGGGUUGUCUCCCCCACCCCAGCACAUUAAACAGGAAGCUGAGGAGGGCCCGGUGUCGCAGCGGUGGGAAGUGCAAUGGCAGGACUUUCUCAACACAGCCCCAUCUCUUCCCCUGGGCCAGGAGCUCUCCGGGCUGCCCGAGACUGUGCUGCAGCGUGACGCCAAGGCCUCCCCAUCCAUUUUGGAAGGAGCGGUGGCCACAACCGACUGGGCUGAAGCAGAGGAGGUCCCCAGACCUGCUCUGGGGAGCAGGGGCCUUGAGAUGCCAAGUGGAGGGAGCGAGGAGCAAAGCGGGGGCCCCGAGGCCAGUGCUCCUGAAGGCCAGCGCCGGCGUUUCCGGCAGUUCGGCUACGGGGAGGCCGAGGGCCCAUGGGAGGCCUACUGCCAGCUCCGGAAGUUUUGCCACCAGUGGCUGAGGCCGGAGAGGCACACCAAGGAGGAGAUGCUGGAGCUGGUGAUCCUGGAGCAGUUCCUGGCCAUCCUGCCCCCAGAGAUGCUGAGCUGGAUCAGGGAACGGGAUUCAGAGAGCUGCUCCCAUGCGGUCGCCUUGGCGGAGCACUUCCUCCUCAGGCAGCAGGAGGCAAGGAAGCCAGAGCAGCGGGUGGCAGGGAUGAAGCAAGAGGUGGGAGUGAAUUUCCCAGAGGGAAAAGAAACUUCUUUGGAUGAUCCCCUCAGGCAGCUAUACAAGGAGGUCAAGCCAGAGGAGGACGGGAAUGCCAGCAUGGCAGAUGAUGGAGGGCAGAGAGACCACGGUGAGAUGGUGGCAGGGAGAGAAAACUGCCAGGACUUAAAAGAGCCUGUUUUGAACCCAAGUGAGCCAACCAAGGACCAGCCAGAAGCGCCGAAGACCGAACCCGUGGCUUUGCAGAGGAGGGACCCCUACGAAGCCAUCCUCCGGCAGCCAAUCCCCAAAGGGAAGCGGCCGAGCGACAGAUUGUUCCACAGCCUCAACAAACAUCGCCAUGCCCACACCGGCAAGGAGCUCUUUGAAUGCUCCGACUGCGGGAAGGUCUUCAUCUCCAGGGCCGGCUUCAUCAUGCACAUCCGGGUCCACGGCCGGGAGAAGCCCUACGAGUGCUCGGAUUGCGGGAAGCACUUCCGCCGCAGCUCGCACCUCAACAGCCACAGCAAGAUCCACGCGGGGGUGAAGCCCUUCAAGUGCGCGGCCUGCGGGAAGGGCUUCAGCCGCAGCUCCAACCUGGUUUCCCACCAGCGCAUGCACACGGGGGAGAAGCCCUUCGGCUGCGCCUCCUGCAGCAAGCAGUUCUGCGACAAGUCCAGCCUGGUGCGCCACGAGCGGCUCCACACUGGCGACAAGCCCUACAAAUGCGCGGAGUGUGGGAAGAGCUUCAGCCAGAGCCACCACCUCAUCACCCACCAGAGGAGCCACACGGGCGAGAAGCCUUACAAGUGCCUGCUCUGCAGCAAAAGCUUCUGCGACCGGUCCACCUACAUCCGGCACCAGAAGAACCACACGGGGGAGAAGACGUUCAAGUGCUCCGAGUGCGGCGAAGGCUUCAGCCGGAACAAGCACCUCGUCCGGCAUCGGAGCGUCCACACGGCCCGGGAGCUGUACACCUGCUCGGACUGCGGUGAGAGCUUUUCCCGCCGGUCGGGCCUGAAGAUGCACCAGAAAAUCCACACGGGGGAGAAGCCGUACGAGUGCGCUGACUGCGGGAAGAGGUUUAACCGCAGCACCAACCUGAUCAGCCAUCAGCGGAUCCACACUGGGGAGAGGCCGUACGGCUGCCCCGAUUGUGGGAAGAGGUUUAAUCGGAGGACACACCUGGUUAGCCACCAGAGGACCCACGGGCAGAAGAAGGGGAUGCCGGAAGGGCUGGGAGCCGCAGAUGAACUUCCCCCUGCAGAGUUCAAAGCAGCAGCUCUCGUGCCCCCGCCGUUCGUCCCAACCCUGUGA